Manduca sexta (tobacco hornworm) is the source of this 2628-nucleotide messenger RNA. RefSeq names its product facilitated trehalose transporter Tret1. Gene Ontology annotation, molecular function: transmembrane transporter activity. Gene Ontology annotation, biological process: transmembrane transport. The record is from RefSeq and is a predicted model, not a curated record. Gene Ontology annotation, cellular component: membrane. Bases 300 to 1562 code for a protein of 420 amino acids. Lineage: Eukaryota; Metazoa; Arthropoda; Insecta; Lepidoptera; Sphingidae. The transcript has 3 exons.
UCAUAAGUCCCUGUUCGAACAAUGUAUGAUGCAGUGUCACGGCAUCAUUUCGAGAUGGACGACGGUCGGGUGCCGGAGUUAGAGAAAAUUAAUAAAAAUGAUACGGAAAAAGAAAAUGAAAAUAAAGACGAUUAUAAUAGUGACAAUAGUCCAUCGCCAUUUCGAAGACAGGCUUUUAUGUCGUUUGGCGUUUUCAUGAUGACGCUGGGCGCAGGCGCGACCUCGGGCAUAGCCGCUAUUCUCAUACCUCAAUUGAAACAUGGCAAGGGGAAACAUAAAUUUUCCGUGGAACUGGUAUCAUGGCUGCGAUAUCUUGUUUGGCUUUAUUCUUCGGUAACUUGAUAUCCGGAUAUUUAAUGGAAAGAUUUGGAAGACGAAGAUCAAUGUUGGCGUUAUCUAUUUUCUUCAUACUCGGCUGGGCUAUCAUCGGUUUUGCAAACGAUUUAAUAUCUUUGAUUCUUAUUGGAAGAUUUAUCACCGGGAUAUGCCAGGGUUGGCUCGGCCCGCUCGGACCAGUCUUCGUUGGAGAAAUCAGCUCGCCUAUAUAUAGAGGCUUCUUUUUAGCUUCCUUAUCGUUGAGUAUAGCUGUUGGUGUGUUCUUAUCACAUUUAUUUGGAACAAUUCUACACUGGAGCUACGCAUCACUUUUAUGUGGACUAUUUCCAUUGAUUGGUGGGAUCAUGGUCUUCAAUGUACCAGAGUCACCUGCCUGGCUGGCAUCAAGAAACAGAAUUGACGAUUGUAUUGCCUCUUUCAAAUGGUAUAGAGGAGCAAGUGCUGCUAUGAAGAAUGAACUGGAUAAAAUGUUGGCUGAGCAAACAAAGAAAGACAAGACUAGGGGCAAGAUUGAAAUGUUGAGAGAGAAUAUAAAGAAACCGGAAUUUUACAAACCGUUAGCCAUCAUGACGGUAUUUUUUGCGACCACGCAACUCUCAGGAGUAAAUGUGAUAUGUGCGUAUACGACAGACAUGAUGAAAGUGUUAAUUGGUAAUAGUUCAAGCCGGUCUCACGAAUAUGUUGCUAUGUUAAGUAUAGAUAUUUUAAGAUGUGUAUCAUUAGCAAUAGCCUGUGUUUUGUUAAGGAAAUCUGGUAGAAGACCGAUGGCGUUGUUCAGUGGCACGUGUACGUGUAUAUCUUUGAUCGGUUUAGCCUUGUAUUUGUAUUUAUUAGAAAACGGAACGAUACAUCACAAGUCAGCCAUCGUUUCAUUAGGAUUGAUGGCGUUUUAUAUAACAGUUUCUCAUUUGGGUAUAGCUCCACUUCCAUGGAAUAUGGUUGGUGAACUGUUUGCAGUGGAAACCAAAGGUUUGGGUUCUGGUGUAAGUGUGAUGAUGACAUCCAUAGCAUUCUUUGGAACAGUAAAAACGGCCCCCGCUAUGUUCGAGAGCAUAGGCCAUCAUGGCGCUUACUUAUUUUACGGUGUGUCCACAUUGUGUGGUACGAUAUUCUUAUACUUCUUCCUACCAGAGACGAAGAAUAAAACUCUAUUACAAAUAGAAGAAUAUUUCAGAUAUGGCAAGAAAAAGCCGAUGAAUAACAUUAAAGACGAUAAUCAUGUAUGAAAAGGGAUGUUAAUAAAAGCUUUAUAAAUGCCUGUAGAUAAAUAAACGCUUAAUUGUGAGUAGUAUUUGAAAACAUUUAGUAAAUUAUGUAAAUAACUAGUCUAAUUACGUGAAAUGUGUUUCAAAAUGACAUCGUUAAGUAGAUAAUGAAUUUAUUUAACCUAGUAAAAUAAGUGUAAUGUUACUAAUUGAUUAUUAUAAGGACAUGUUUAUCAUUAUCGUUAUCAGUUAUAAGCCAAUACUCCGCGGUUUUGUAUCAUUUUAAAAUAUAUACAUGAUUUUAACUAAGCUAAGAACGCUGUAGUGAUGUUUGUUCUAUUGAAAAAUAUUGCGGCAUCACAGUUUUUGCAAUAUCAUUGGGUAUCAUUAUCAAAGUCAGAAAUGUUAUGUUUUCUCAAUAUGUUACUAUGUAUUAUUUUUGGCAUAUCAUAGUAAUUAAAGUUUAUCAUAACAUUAUAAUAAUGACAUUUAAGAAGUAAUAAUGAUAUUUAGGAAAUGUGUACCUCUAAGUAGAAAACAUUAGUUCGUUGUAUUUUAGAGUACUUAAAUGGGAAAAUUCAUAUAAUCUUAGUGGUCAUCCAUUCGUCGAAAUUUUGUCGAAUUUUUUGUAUUUUUAACACAUAUACAAAAUUUAAUACUUGUGCAUUCCUUCUCAAUAUCAAUUUUAAUUAUAUCAAAUCUCACACUACUGUGCGGGCAAUGUGCUAAAAAGGGAUAUAAAGUUUUUAUUCAUGUAUUAAUUAUAAAGCAGUGCCAUAACGAGUAAGAAGUUACUGCAAAAAAUAGUAGUGAUGACCAGUUGAAUUAUUGUCAUGAUCUCCUAUUUUUACCUCAGUUUUUAUAUUGUGCACAUAUUUUGUCCACCUAAUUAAUGUUUCUGGUGUUUCAAAUUUAAAUAUAAAUAUUUUUAGAUAUAUUUCGAAGUCAAUAACCUUUCGAAUCGCGACUAUACAAGUAAAUUAUCAUAUGAUUCAUAUAAAACAUAUUGUAACAAAGGAAAUUGCAGUCACCAAGAUUAUAAAUUAAAAUGAUUCUCGAAUUAAAAUGUGUUUUCUUUAAAAUAAAA